Messenger RNA from Aspergillus wentii DTO 134E9, 2142 nucleotides. Its product is annotated as Zn(II)2Cys6 transcription factor. Gene Ontology annotation, cellular component: nucleus. NCBI's taxonomy places the organism in Eukaryota, Fungi, Ascomycota, Eurotiomycetes, Eurotiales, Aspergillaceae. The transcript has 4 exons. The record is from RefSeq and is a predicted model, not a curated record. Gene Ontology annotation, biological process: positive regulation of transcription by RNA polymerase II. The annotation marks the transcript as partial. Gene Ontology annotation, molecular function: transcription cis-regulatory region binding; zinc ion binding; DNA-binding transcription factor activity, RNA polymerase II-specific.
GGUAUGGAAAACAUCAAGAUCCCAUCGCCGUCUGCUAUUCUAGACCCUCCUCCUGCCAUGCCGUCGAGAUCGCCUCCCUCCCCUGCGAAGAAAACAGCAGGCCAACCUGCUACAAAUCCCACUACUAACAAGCCAAAGCAGUCAAAAAGUCGUAAUGGCUGCACCACCUGCAAAACGAAGAGACUUAAAUGCGACGAGUCAAAACCAACUUGUCUUCAGUGUAAGAAGCGAAAUGUGCAAUGUGGAGGAUACAAAAAGGACUUCAAAUGGCGGCCGUUCGAAGAGACCAACAUAGGCAGCAAAGCGACCACAAAAACAAAAAAGGAGGAUUCAGUAUCAACUACAAUGACCCAGUCAACCUUGGCAAGACAAAGUCCAUUGAGAUAUGAUGAAUCACAAUCUAUUCAGGGCUCUCCACCAAAGCCUGUUGGUAUACCUCCACGAAACUCAAAUGACUCUCCGGCGAAACAGAAAGAUCUGGCAUCCAGCUGGGGAGAGCUUCUAGGCCAUCCAAAUAUGGAUUGCUUUGACGACCAAAAUACCACAUCGUCUCUGACACAUUUCUCACCACCAGACCAAUCUCCUUGGUUAUCGGACCUGCUGCCCGCUGCAAGUGAUCUCGACAUGAACUCGGAAGAACCUCCCUUUGAGAUUUCAUUGCAACACAGCCCCCGAAACUCCGAUGGCUUCAGCUUCUCAGCAUUGCUAGAAGAAGACAAUGAGGACGUGGAGGAAAUGGUACAACAGACCAACCCGGGAGUUAAGCCCUGGAUACUCCAAUUCUCAGGCAAGAACACAUCCUCCCCUAAGGGGAGUAAGAAUGCAACUGCCAGUAUUUAUCGGGAGCCUAGCUUUGAUGUCGCCAGUCCUGAGAUGCUCAUAGUACGAUAUGAUCGAUUCACAUGCGGAAUACUGUCGGUGAAAGACGGCAUGAAUGAAAACCCGUGGCGGACAUUGAUAUGGCCACUGGCAAAAGAUAGUCCAGCCCUGUACCAUGCAAUUUUUGCAUUGACUGCCUUCCAUUCUAGCAAAGAGAGUCCGGAAUUGCGAGUCCAUGGGGUGGAUCAUAUGCGUAAAAGCAUUACUUUCAUGGUUCAAGACAUUCAAAACAUGAAGACAGACGCUGCUCUGGCUACCAGUCUAGCGCUUGCAUUUGCUGAUACCUGGGACCAGCAUACCCAAACAUGUAUCCAGCAUUUGCGAGGAGCCAAGGCGUUGGUGUCACAGGUACUGAGGUUUGGUAUCCAAAAUGGAAUGCAGGGAGCCGAUCUAGAGCGGGUUCGGUUUCUGUAUAAUACCUGGUUGUAUAUGGACGUGAUUGCGCGUUUGACGUCUCGGGAAGAAUGCAGUGACCAGGAAAUGGAUUUCUCCAUCUCUCAUCUUUCAAAUGAUUCAGUCCAUGAAAUUGAUCCUUUGAUGGGUUGCGCAGCUACCCUUUUCCCACUCAUAAACCGGGUCACCCUGUUAAUUCAACAGGUCCGGAAAAGUGAGUCCAACUCACUUUCUCUGGUAUCUCAAGCCAUCGAGCUGAAAGGACUUUUGGAGCAAUGGGAACCUCCAAGAUGGUUUGAGCCCCCUGAGGAUCCAACUUCGGAGGUACAGCACAGCAUCCAGAUAGCAUACGCCUAUCGCUGGGCAACACUUCUGUAUCUCCACCAAGCAGUUCCAGAGAUGCCUUCUGAACCAACUUCUGUACUGGCAAAAAGAGUUUUGAUCUUGCUUGCGACCGUUCCACCUAGUUCUCGUACGACAAUUAUCCAGAUGUUUCCGCUGUUGGCAGCCGGUUGCGAAGCUGAGCAAGAGGACAGAACCUGGGUUCUAGAAAGAUGGACGUCCAUCCAAUCCCGCCUUAUGCUGGGUGCUAUUGAUCGAUGUAUUGAUGUUGUUCAGGAGGUUUGGUCUCGUCAGGAUAAAGACAAAGCCGAAAAAGCACGACGACAAUCUCGAGGAACUGGUAGGUCCGGACCAUAUUUUGCAAUGGAGGGUCCAGGGAAAAACAGGCUAUCUCAUGGAGGUGGGCCUGAGGUGCGAAGCUCCGCCGUCUCUCCAUUGGAAAAUAUUGAGUUUGACAAAACCAUUCGAGGAAGAUUGCACUGGAUCAGUGUCAUGGAGGAGUGGGGUUGGGAAGGUAAGCAGUUCUGA